Messenger RNA from Nicotiana tabacum (common tobacco), 1745 nucleotides. RefSeq names its product phosphopantothenate--cysteine ligase 2-like. The record is from RefSeq and is a predicted model, not a curated record. NCBI's taxonomy places the organism in Eukaryota, Viridiplantae, Streptophyta, Magnoliopsida, Solanales, Solanaceae.
UAGAAUUUUUGGUGUGAACUCCCAAAGUGCAGAUCAAAACCAUUGAUAUCUUUGAUAAAUCCGUAUAAAACAUAUUGCUUAAGCUUGCUUAUGCUAUCUAAUUAUCAUAUUUUUGACAGAUGUAGGGGUGAACAUUAUUUUCACGCUUUUCUUUAAACUAACAAAAGGCAUAUUGCCGGCAAAAGCAUACCAAACGGUUGCCGGAAACUAGCUGCCAUUAAUUAUUUAGAAAUAAGAAAUGAAUAAACGAAUAUUUAUAACUCCAUUUGUAUUUGCCGCCGAAUUCUCCAAAUUCAGAAAUUCUUCUCAACUAACUUCCGGAAAGGUUUUGGCAUGGAUGCAGUUGAUGAUGCUGAUAAGUUACCAGAAACAGCAAUAAAUGAAGUGACAUCCUUCUUUGAGUCAGCUCCACCGCUGACGGAUGCUGCUGAAACUGAAAUAUGUUUGAAGGAGUUCGUUGAUCGCAAUACCUCAUUAUCAGGCAGUUAUUAUUUCUUUAAAAAUCAACAUCUCAUAGUUUUUAGCCUUUUAAUUCUCUUUUCUUCAAAUAUAGAUGCUAGACUUUCUUUUGUGUCUCCGUGUUCAGUAAAUGGAAAAGCAAACAGGGUGGUGUGUGUGACUUCUGGUGGUACAACUGUUCCUUUGGAAAAGCAAUGUGUUCGUUAUAUUGACAACUUUGCUUCCGGUCAUAGAGGGGCCGCAUCCACAGAAUACUUUUUGAAGGCAGGUUAUUCUGUAAUCUUUCUCUACCGAAGGGGGGGCUGCCAGCCAUUUUGUAGUUUGCUGCCGGAUGACCCGUUGCUAGAGUGUUUUACUGUAGCUGAUGAUUCAAUUAUUGAAAUGGAUCCAUUGCAUGCCGAAACAGUGAAGAAAGCCAUUACUGAAACUCGUGCUGCAGUUGCUGAUGGCAUCCUGUUGAAACUUCCAUUUACGACAAUUUUCGAGUAUUUGCAGAUUCUUCAGCUAAUUUCUGCAUCAUUGAGGGGCCUUGGGCCUAGUGCUAUUUUCUAUCUUGCAGCUGCCGUUUCUGAUUUUUAUGUUCCAUGGGAAAGCAUGGCUUUACAUAAGAUCCAGUCAGCAUCUGGUCCUCUGGACAUGCGACUCGCCCAAGUACCAAAGAUGCUUUCAGUGCUUAGGAAUGAGUGGGCACCGAUGGCCUUCUACAUAUCUUUCAAGCUAGAAACAGAUAAAGAUAUCCUUUUAGCAAAGGCUGAUAUGGCCCUCAAAAAAUACAAGAUGCAUAUGGUGAUAGCAAACGAACUUUCAACCCGUAAAGAGGAAGUUAUAGUUGUGACAGAGCAGGAAAAGGUCACAGUUCGCAGGGACAGCACUCAGGCUGGGGCUGAGGUUGAGUGUCCAUUGGUCGAGCUUGUUGUUGAUAGACAUUCAGCAUAUAUCAAGAAGGUUGAUGCAUGACCACUGUAUGGGGCGCAAUUGUAUCAAUGGCUAUUUAUCAAUUAAAUAUCGAGUUACAAGGAUAUUUCUGAAAGCUGACAUAGUGUAACCAGUUGUUUAAAAAAAUGCACUCUGGCUCUCCUGAAAAGGGGGAAGGAGAAGAGACUAGUCCUGUUUAGUUUGUCUUAUCUUUGAUCGAAAAUCUGGUUUUUAUUUCUCUUUCUUAUUGUUUGAAUAAAUUCAUGAAAGUAAAUGCAGCUAUGCACAACAUAUGUAAUUUUCUCUAGAUGUCAUGUGGUGUCUGUUAUUAAUGAUGCCAGCACUUGAAUAUUAUUGGGAUAAUUUGCAAA